UUUUUCCCACAUGCCCUGAAUGCAGCUUUGCUUGGCUCUGCUGUAACAAUGGCCACUAGCUGUCAGAUAUGGAGACCGGACCGAGGACGGUGCCUCAAAACCUACGGAAUUGUUAUCGUUUUGUUCAUGGACCUGUUCUUACAGUGUGUUAACGGGUACCUGAGCUCUCCUCAUGUUGGCCAGGAACCCCCUUACACCAGAGACGCCCAGCAUGGACCUGUCAUCACCAGCCCAGUAGUCCCUGCUACAGCCUCAGCGUCUCCUACAGAUGAAGAGAACUACGCUUCCAAAUGUCCUAGUCGGGGUUUGUGUAGUCGCCUGCCAGCUGAUUGCAUUCACUGCAAUUAUCAACACAACUGCACCUAUAGGAAACCAGCUUCCUUCAUUUGUAAACCCAAAAAAGGGGUUCACUGUAUAGGAGAGUCGGGACAGCCGCAAACCAACUUCUCUCUCUCCUUCACCUGUCAGUUCUGCUGGCAGCUGGACCCGUCACAGUACCGCUGCUCAAACUCUACCAACUGUAUGACAGUGUCCUGCCCACGCAAGCGCUACAACGCCACCUGUGACGUGUUAGAUCAUGUACAUUGUUUAGGUAAAAGAAGAUUUCAGAAACGUCUAUUUUGUAACUGGACUGGUGGAUACAAAUGGUCUACAGCAUUAGCACUCAGCAUUACGCUUGGUGGUUUUGGGGCAGACCGGUUUUAUCUGGGCCAGUGGAGAGAGGGUCUGGGCAAACUGUUCAGCUUUGGAGGCCUGGGCAUUUGGACUUUGAUAGAUGUUCUUCUGAUUGGGGUUGGUUAUGUGGGACCUGCUGACGGUUCGCUCUACAUCUGAAGCAAAGCUCUGGAGACAUGGCUUGGAUGGUUUGUGCCCUCUUCACACCGCUUCACUCUCUGAGACUGAAGAUCUGAGAUGCUGCGUUCUUAGCACGUUUGCCUGCCCAAGCUCGCUGUGCAACACGUACUCAUCCCAUCUGCUAACAGGCAGGAAGUGUUUUCCGCAUUACACCAACGAUGACUCUACCCACACAACCAUCAGAUCAAUCCCAAUCAUUCUGCGUCCGUCUCCUGUUGAGAUUCUGCAGAUGGAGCUGUGCAGGGGGAUGAGGAGCCAGUAAUUGUGUCUAGCUGGUUGGUUUGACUUUACUGGUGGUUAGGCUUUUUUCAUGCUGAUACAUAGAUAGGUUUGGUUUCCUGUGGAGCAGUGCUUCCACAGACAUCCUGUCACCUUGGAGCCAUGUGUUGCUCCCCCCUUAUAGCAAGGUAAACGCAUCAGUGGGGGUCAAAUGGUAACCAUGGCUACAGAGCUUUUUUAAUGGUGACACCAGACACAAUAGACAAGAUGAAAGGUAACAUUAAUGUCCUGAAAAAAAGCAUGAAUAUGCAGAAGGGAAUAUGUUCAGGUGUUCUUAUUCGUGACAGAUAGCUGCUCUUGUGGAUGUAUUCAACGGUUUUUACUUUAUUUUUUACCUACAUUGAGCCAACAGUGCAGGCCACAACUGUAAGAACAUUGCCCUAAAGGCGAGAGAAAUGAUACCAUUGCUUUUCAGAAGCUUAAAUCAAAUGUUGGAAAAUGGAAAGUUCACUGAUAAAGUUUGUAUGUUGUAAAAAUAGAUACAUAAGAGCUACUGUAUGUUCAAACAGCAACUGGAACUGGUAGAAAACCAGAAAGAAGUGCACUCACUCACUCACUGCAGCAUGUGGUCUGAUACUUGGGAAACGCACAGAUAAUUAUCUCUUUAACAGUGUAUAUUUGUACAUGAUUGCAACGCUUGAAAUGUGGUGCAAACUGCAGUUACUUGUGGUUUCUCGUGUUGGAGAUACAUUCAACUGGUAUUUUUCCUCAAACUCAUUCUUCACAUUGCAGUUGUCUGUAUGCUAACACUGUUAAGAUCUUUGCUUGCGACUGUGUGGCACACCUCACUACAUGUGAAUAUGGUUUCUGUUUUCAGUGUUGGGUCAUUUUAAUCUGUUGGAACACUGUAAAUGACAUUUUUUAUGUAAAUAAAAUAGUGAAAUAUCA
Molecule: messenger RNA, 2022 nt
Organism: Dicentrarchus labrax (European seabass)
Lineage: Eukaryota; Metazoa; Chordata; Actinopteri; Moronidae
Gene: tm2d3
Product: TM2 domain containing 3
Exons: 6
Coding region: 49-834 (261 amino acids)
Source: RefSeq, a predicted model, not a curated record